GGGCUAGAGCUACAGUGCGAGGAAGAGAUGCGGGUGAGAGGCAGUCCGGAGGAAGCACAAAUAACCAAAUGACAGGAAGCGUUCAUACUCACUUUUUUUUUUUUACAGUGAGCCUCGAGCCCUAUAGCGGAAAAAACAGGCAGGCGCGCGCGCCGAGGGCGGACAUUGGAAUUAAACCAACUGGUUUGAUUUCAUCCGCAUCCUCAUUAUCAGAGGAAAUCGUCCGCCAUCCGCCCCUACAGUAGUGACCUAGAAAGUAAACAGUUGUCUGGCAGAUGGAGAAACAGGCCGGAGCUGCCGGGGCGGCGGACGGAGCAGGCUCGAACAGAAAGCUCUGGGGCUCGCCGACCGGCGCACCAGCCACCGGAGAAACCCUGGACAGUCCAACAGGUUCUCAUGUAGAGUGGUGUAAACAGCUGAUCGCAGCCACCAUCUCCAGUCAGAUCUCAGGAUCAGUGCCAGCUGAGGUCGGGAACAGGGACAUCAAGGCUGGGAGAAGACCCGCUUUCAUGGUGUCCAAGAGGCUGACUCCCAGGAACCUUCCAGCGUUGAGAUACGGGGCGCAGGUCACAAUGUUCCAGAACCAGGUUCCUUUGCUACCAGGAGAGUCCGUCCAGACUACAGUCAAGGAUGUGAUGUAUAUCUGUCCAUUCAGCGGUCUGGUUAAUGGAACCCUGACCAUCACAGACUACAAACUCUACUUCACCAGUGCGGAACGGGAGUCUCCGUUUGUUCUGGAUGUGAACUUGGGAGUGAUCAGCAGACUGGAGACCAUCAGUGUUCCCAACCAGGGAGAGAACACCAAAGGCCUGGAGCUGGUCUGCAAGGACAUGAGGAGUCCCAGGUUUGCCUAUAAGACAGAGGAGAGCCACCCGGACGUGGUGGAGCUGCUGGACAAACACGCCUUCCCCCUCUCACACAGCCUGCCCCUGUUUGCCUUCCUGUACAAGGAGCAGUUUCCUGUGGACGGCUGGAAGGUGUACGACCCGGCAGCAGAGUACAGACGCCAGGGCCUCCCUAAUGAGAGCUGGACCAUCAGCAAGAUGAACAGCACCUAUGAGCUGUGUGACACCUAUCCCUCCACCCUGGUCAUCCCCACCAACAUUACAGAAGAAGACAUCAGACGGGUGGCUGUGUUUCGAGCCAAGCACCGCAUCCCGGUCCUGUCCUGGAUUCACCCGGAGUCUCAGGCAACCAUCGUCCGCUGCAGCCAGCCGCUAGUCGGCCCUUCAGACCGCCGCUGUAAAGAGGACGAACGCUACCUCCAAGUCAUCAUGGACGCCAACGCUCAGUCCCACAAGCUGACCAUCUUCGACGCCCGGCAGAGCAGUGUAGCAGUCACCAACAAGGCUAAGGAUGGAGGGUAUGAAAGUGAGAGCUUCUACCAAAACGUGGAGCUGAACUUCCUGGAAAUCCCCAACAUCCACGUGAUGAGGGAGUCUCUGAGGAAGAUGAAGGACGUGGUUUAUCCCACCAUAGACGAAGCCCACUGGCACUCCGCUAUCGACCAGACACACUGGCUGGAGUACAUACGGCUGUUAUUAGCAGGAGCAGCAAAGAUAGCGGAUAAGCUGGAGUCUGGAAAGACGUCGGUGGUGAUUCACUGCAGCGACGGCUGGGACCGCACCGCCCAGCUCAGCUCUCUGGCCAUGCUGAUGCUGGACAGUCACUACCGCACGCUCCGAGGAUUCCAGGUUCUGGUGGAGAAGGAGUGGAUAAGUUUUGGACACAAGUUUGCUGCUCGCGUGGGUCACGGCGACGAGAACCACGCUAACUCCGAGCGCUCGCCUCUCUUCGUCCAGUUCAUCGACUGCGUCUGGCAGAUGACUCGACAGUUCCCAGCAGCCUUUGAGUUCAACGAGCUGUUUCUGAUCACCGUGCUGGACCACCUCUACAGCUGUCUGUUUGGUACAUUCCUGUAUAACAGUGAGCAGGAGAGGGCGGCCAAGGAGGUGCAGACCCAGACCGUGUCCCUGUGGUCCUACAUCAACAGCCAGCCGGAGGACUUCAGCAACCCCUUCUACGUGGACUACCAGCACCAUGUUCUGUAUCCCCUGGUUUCCUCCAGACACCUGGAGCUGUGGACUGCCUACUACGCCCGCUGGAACCCCCGCAUGAGACCCCAGGUGCCGGUGCACCAGACGCUGAAGGAGCUGCUGAUCCUGAGGGCGGAGCUGCAGCGGAGGGUGGAGGAGCUGCAGAGAGACGCCACCUCCCACUCCCUGUCCUCCUCCUCGGAACACUCGCCCUCCCACUCCACAGGAACGCCCCUGCACGGCGCCGUCUGACACGCACACACACACACACACACACACACACACACACACACAGAAACACAGAGAAAAACCUGCAU
This is a messenger RNA of Perca flavescens (yellow perch), 2353 nucleotides long. It is a transcript of the gene mtmr1a, whose product is annotated as myotubularin related protein 1a. Bases 276 to 2288 code for a protein of 670 amino acids. Gene Ontology annotation, molecular function: phosphatidylinositol-3-phosphate phosphatase activity; phosphatidylinositol-3,5-bisphosphate 3-phosphatase activity. Gene Ontology annotation, cellular component: cytoplasm; membrane. The transcript has 19 exons. Gene Ontology annotation, biological process: phosphatidylinositol dephosphorylation. The record is from RefSeq and is a predicted model, not a curated record. NCBI's taxonomy places the organism in Eukaryota, Metazoa, Chordata, Actinopteri, Perciformes, Percidae.